Cajanus cajan (pigeon pea) is the source of this 2157-nucleotide messenger RNA. It is a transcript of the gene MEF3, whose product is annotated as Pentatricopeptide repeat (PPR) superfamily protein. Gene Ontology annotation, molecular function: protein binding; RNA binding. NCBI's taxonomy places the organism in Eukaryota, Viridiplantae, Streptophyta, Magnoliopsida, Fabales, Fabaceae. Gene Ontology annotation, biological process: RNA modification. The record is from RefSeq and is a predicted model, not a curated record.
ACACGGGCAUCAAAUCGACACUAAUGCUUUUCUUUUUGAUAACAGGCGCUAAUGAUUUUCUUAGAACCAAAAUCUGCAAUAAAUAAACCAGUGCAAUAUAAGGUUGUCGGUAACGUAAUAAUGCUUUGAUUUGAUUGUUCUUACGACAAAGUCCGAAGUUUACAUAGCAUAUCACUCCCCCAUCUGUCGUUCUGCGUUAUUGUUACCGAACUAACAUGCGUACUGCACCCCUCAUUUCAUCACAAAACCCUCUCGAAACCCUUCGUGCCUUUUUCUCUUGUGCCAAGGUUCUCCCUUUGGCGCAGCAACUUCACGCUCGGGUCAUCAUCAACGGGCUUCACAGGGAGGUUUUUUAUGGUUCCAACAUCACCAAUGCCUAUGUCCAGUCAGGUUCUCUUUCACUGGCUACAAAAGCUUUUGAUCAGAUCACCGUAAAGAACCUUCAUUCUUGGAACACCAUCAUCUCCGGUUACUCAAAACGCAGUCUCUAUGGUGAUGUUUUGCAGCUUUUCAAACGCUUGCGAAGUGAGGGCAGUGCAGUUGAUAGCUUCAACUUGGUGUUUGCCAUUAAAGCGAGUCAAAGGUUGCUGCUUUUAAAUAAUGGGAGAUUGCUUCAUUGCUUGGUCAUCAAAUCUGGGUUGGAAGGAGACCUUUUCAUCGUGCCUGCUCUGUUGGAGAUUUACGCUGAUUUGGGGUCCCUGAACGAUGCCCACAAGCUGUUUGAAAGAUAUUCUUACAGAAGCUCGGUUAUGUGGGGUUUUAUGAUAAAGGGGUAUUUGAAAUUUUCUCAAGUAUCCAAAGUUUUUGAGCUACUCUCUUGUAUGACUAAUUUUGGUUUUCAAUGGGAUGCUUUCACAAUGGAAGGCUUAGUUCGAGCCUGUGCAAACGUGUUGGCUGGGAGAGAAGGGAAAGCAUCUCAUGGGGUGUGUAUAAAGAACAAUCUUUUGGUGAAUGUCUGUUUGCUGACAUCUGUUAUAGAUAUGUAUAUGAAAUGUGGCUUUAUUCAUUAUGCAUUUAGGUUGUUUGAAGAAGCUAUUGACCAUAAAGACGUGGUUCUAUGGAGUGCUGUUAUUAAUGGGUGUGCUAAGAUAGGGAAAUUUCAUAAAGCUUUGUCUGUGUUCAAAAGGAUGCUGGAAAACUUAAUUACCCCAAAUCCGGUGACGUUGGCUGGCGUAAUUCUAGCUUGCUCUGGUGUGGGGUCUUUGAAACUGGGAAUGAGUGUGCACGGCUUUGUGAUUAGAAACAUGGUUGAAUUGGAUGUGGUAAAUUAUACUAGACUUGUGGACAUGUAUUCCAAAUGCGGGUGUGUCAAAGCUGCUAACAGAAUCUUCUGUAUGAUGCCGGCAAAAAGUGUAGUCUCUUGGACUGCAAUGAUAAAUGGAUACGCAAUGCAUGGCUUGUAUUUGGAAGCUCUUUAUACUUUUGAUCAAAUGACACAGAAUGCAUGUGUCAUAUCAGGAAAACACGUCCCCAACUCAGUUACAUUCACUUCAGUUCUAUCCGCUUGUAGUCACUCUGGAAUGGUUCAGGAGGGGUUAAGGAUCUUUAAUUCUAUGAAAGAUUAUGGCAUUUCUCCAACUGAGGAACACUGUGCCUACAUGAUAGGUAUAUUAGCUAGAGCUGGUCUAUUUGAUGCAGCAUUAACCUUUCUAUCAAACAUGCCCAUAAAACCCGGUCCUAGUGUCUGGGGAGCUCUGUUAAGUGCAUGUAGAUUCCAUAAACGAGUUGAUCUUGCUGACAAAAUAGCAAAAACUCUUUCACUUUUGGAGCCUAAUGAUUUGUCCUGGCAUGCAUCAUUGUGGAACAUAUAUGGUGAUGGUAGGAUGUGGGGAAUAGGAGAGAUGGUAAUGGCUGAAGAGGGGUUGAAUAAGAGUGUUGACUUUUCCUCAAUUGAAGUCAAGAACAAGUUAUAUGUAUUUAGUUCUGAUGAUACGCUUGCAUCCAUAAGAACACAUAUCAGUCAUACAUGGAAUUCUCUCAGUAGAGAAAUGAGAGAAAAUGCUUGGUUAUGAACUUAUGAUUCAUAUUUGGAGAGAAAUGUUCCAAACUUUUGUAGUCCUAGGUGUUGUUGAUUGUGAAAGAGUUGGGGAUUUUCGAAUUCUCAAUUUGUCGUGACUCAACAUACUGAAAUUGUGUAAUGUAACAAUAAUUCCUGAA